GUAUAGUUAGAGAUUAGAGGAGGAGAAGUAGAAGGAGACUGAGGAGAAGGAGGUAGAGAUGGCUAACAUACCGGUGCAAGGCGCACCACUCCAGGGCUACGGGAACGUUGCUCCGUUUACGGGGGUGCAGUCGGGCGUUAUUAUGUGCCAUAUAUGUGGUAAGGUGGGGCAUUAUGCCCGUAACUGUUGGUCUGGUGGUAACGGGAGACCCGUGUCCGGUCCACCGACCAUCACGAAUGGGACACAGGAUGAUGAUAUGAAAGAAAUGAAGGAGUUCUCUAGGGAGAAGAUGAGGAAACAGAAAGCAGAUUUGAAAAGGAGAGAAAAGGAGGAGGAGGAGAAAAGGAGGAAAGAAGAGGAGAAUAGGAGAGAGCACGAUAGGUUGAAAGAAGCCGAGGCACGGGAAGCUCGGAUGGAAGCGAGGCUGGUACGAUUCUUGGCGCAGCACUCGAAGACGGUGGACAGAGGAGAAUCUUCGGUUAAGAAGAAGUCGCCCAAGACCAAGGCUAGGAUGCUUCGGGAGAUCAGGAGCUAUCUCGUUGAAUCGGAAGAUGAUAGCGAAGAAGUUAAGGAAGAAGCGGGGAAAUUGAUCGAGGCGAUAGAGAGGCGAAAGGGAAAGAGGAAAGAAACUGCGGGAGGAGGGGUGGUAUCAAGGAACCUGCGAAAGGGGCAACAAGGUGAUCUGGUGAUGGUGGAGGAAGAUGAUGAAGUACGGACACCGCCUGCGGCCAGGAGAGGGGAAGGCCAGGAUGCCGCAAGCACGGACAUGCUGGAAUUUGCUAUCGAAAUGCAUCGACAUCUGUCGGAGAAAAAGGUGUCCGAGCUGAGGAAAUUGUGCAAUCGUGAGGGAAUUGAAUGGUCCCCGCGCGACGUUGCGAUUGGCGAAUUGGUCAAGUGCAAAGCCAAGCUUGCUUAUGGCGAGAACAAUGCGCCGACCAAUGAUCCGGGGGUAUAUGCUGUUGUGAGCCCGUUCUGCCGCCACUUCUACAUUGGAGCUACCACCAGGAAGAUUAUCAUACGUUGGUCUGAUCACGUGAAAGGAGCAAUUAGAAAGGAGGCAGGAAAUGCCCCGAAGCUGCAUAACUGGUUGAAGAUCUUUGGGUGGGAUAAAUAUCUCGUGCUCCCUUUGGUAUGUAAUGCAUCUGACCCCUUCGUAGUAGAAAGCACAUUGAUCCGGAGGUUUUCUCCUGCUUUGAACACCCAGGGAAGUAGGAAGGAGGGAAUAGCACGAAGGAAGAAGAAGGGAAAAAGGGAAAGGGGGAAGCGGAACAAUAACGAGAGGGGAGGUAGUGUGAUCUUGUUUAAUGGGAAAGCCUCGAUCAUUGACGCGAUUUUGGAAUUGAAGGAGGACAGCAGGAUCAAGCAGAUUCGCUCGUCCGGGGGAGUAGUGUGGGAGGAUAAAUGGCAGAGCGUUAAGGGGAAAGUGGGGGGUUGUAUUCUGGAGAUUGGGGGGAAGGGUAUUCCUCUUCGCGAAUGUAGGAAAAAGUUAAAAGAGGGGGGUAACUUUUCGAUCAGGAGUAUUGUGGUAAUCUCAUCAAGUGUGACGAGAAGAAAGAACAUUCUCCGGGAAUUGAUGCGCCGACCCGGGAAUAUUCGUAGCAUUUAUAAGCUAGGUUCUGAAGAGAUCAUCAAUCUUCAUAGGACUUCCGGACUGUUCUGUGAGAAGAAGACUCACAAUCAUCUGAGGUACGCAAUUUCGAACGUUGCGAGAAGGAAGUAUGGAGUAGAAAUGCGUAGGAGGCCAUGCGUGAAGAUCCCAUUUUCACCGUUGAUUAGACUGGGUGAGGUAAGACGGUUGACCUCGAACGUUCUCGCUCAGAUUUUGCCAGAUAAGUACAUUCGUGCCUUUGUAGGGAGACGGGUCAGGGUUGUGCUGAAGAAGAGUGUCACGGUGGGAGGUGUGAUCCACAACCAUUGGUUGUACGCGGGGGAAAGUGAGGCUACAUGCACGUUUCAUUAUCUGGACUUACCCAGGUUUAAGAGACACGUAAAAGUGAGGCUUGAGCACGUCCAUGGCAUUCCAGCAUUCGUGAUGAACUCAAAGAAUGUCACCAGAGGAAUGAGGAUUUCGCAUAAGAUGUUGGCAGAAUGUGUGUUGGAGGGAGUUAAGCCGUGGGCGAAGGGGAAGGCCAUGAAUAUUGAUCGAGAAUCGAUUGAAAGAUGCUUUGAUACUAGGAGGGGCGUUGGCGUGUUGGCAAUGUCGACUGGAGAGGUAAGAGAGGUGAUGACAGAUUUCCAGAACUUGGUGGCGGUUCCCGUAGAUAGGAACCCGGGCGCUAGUCUGAUACCUUGCCCGUACUUGUACAUUACAGCGUGUAAGGAGAUCUUCAACCUGAGUGCGAGCUUUGUUGAGGUCUUUCGAAGCGAGACUGAAGUCUUGGCGGAGAUGAAAAGGGAGUAUGAAGAGAAGGGGUUGCAGAGAGUAGCUAGGUGGCAGACUUCCGGGAAGGUAGGACACGCAUAUGUCCUUCCAAAGGAUAAGGAUCUUCAAAGAUGGCGUCCCAUUUUGCCAUGCACACACGACCCAGCUAGGUUAGCAGGGUCGAGAGCGGGGAAGGCGAUUAGAUAUAUGCUGUUUGGGUUGGACCGGAGAUGCCACUUUGAUUUGAAAUCAAUGGACGAGUUAAGAGAAGUAUGCGGUCGGGUGGAGUCGAAGUUGGGAGCCAAAGCCGACGCAGCGUAUGCUAGACGCUAUGAUGUCAAAGAGAUGUUCUCCCGACUGUCUCAUCAGAGCAUACUGGAGGCAGUCGCAUGGUUGAUUGAGUGUCACAAGGAGAGAGGAAUGAUCGAAGUGAAAGUAUGCGCGAGGGGGAAGAUAUGUGCGAUGACGAAGAGAGCAAGGAAGGAAGAAGGAUUUGUUCUCAUGAGCUUUGAAGACAUCCGAGCUAUCGUCGAGUUCGAACUGAACCACACUUUCGUGAAGUGCACCGGAGGAAUGUUCAAGCAAAUAUUUGGCAUUCCUAUGGGACGAAACUCGAUUCCAGCCAUCGCGUGCCUGGUGUGUGCAUGCACUGAAGCCAAGUUUGUGCGAUCACUGGGUAGAAGAGCCGGUUUGGUAAUGGGCUUACGCAUGAUUGAUGACGUGGCUAUCAUUGCGGCCUUCAGUUCUGACAAUGAACACUCGGCACGGAACGCAGAGAUGAUGAUGGCGAGGUUUGAGAAAUGUUACGAUCAAGAGCUGACACUGGUCAAGAAAGACGAGGGAAAGAAUGCCUUUGAUUUCCUAGGCACCAGGAUAAUCGUACAGAUUCAGCCGCUGAAGAUCGCCGUACACCCAAGAACAAGGAAUCAACUUCCCCUCGCAGAGAAUGGGGCUUUAACUAUCCAGUCGCUGCAUGAUUAUACCUCGUUCUCGAAGAAAUCAUGUAAGAGAGCUACUGUUUUUUCGAAUCUCAUCAGAAUGUCGAAGCUGGCAAGCUCAGAAGAAGCUAUGAUGGCGUCCAUUGCCGCUCUGAUGAUGGAAAUUUGCCUCCGGGGCUACCCCCCGGAGGUCUCUCUCGGGGCCCUGGCGCGGUUUGCCAGGGUGUCCGGUGGAAGCUUACGGAUUGUCCUCGAUGUGGCUGCUUGGUUGGACGGACUGGCACCUGGCCUAAUGACUCUUGGGAUCUUGGCAGAAGCUUGUGGUAGCUUCUAAAAAUACUCUUCCGUGCGUAACUGUUAUCUAUCAGUGACUUCCCACCACAAUCUACUUAACUAACCUUUCUAGGCUUCUGGCCACAAUCUA
Messenger RNA from Chara braunii, 3724 nucleotides. The record is from the annotation of a GenBank genome assembly. Lineage: Eukaryota; Viridiplantae; Streptophyta; Charophyceae; Charales; Characeae.